Felis catus (domestic cat) is the source of this 1404-nucleotide messenger RNA. Its product is annotated as olfactory receptor 7D4-like. The transcript has a single exon. Lineage: Eukaryota; Metazoa; Chordata; Mammalia; Carnivora; Felidae. Gene Ontology annotation, molecular function: G protein-coupled receptor activity; olfactory receptor activity. The coding region runs from base 13 to 951 and encodes 312 amino acids. Gene Ontology annotation, biological process: G protein-coupled receptor signaling pathway. The record is from RefSeq and is a predicted model, not a curated record. Gene Ontology annotation, cellular component: membrane.
CACAUCAGACACAUGGAAGCAGGAAACCAUACCAGAGUAUCAGAAUUCUUCCUUCGGGGCCUCUCAGAUGACCCAGAACUGCAGCCCCUCCUCUUUGGCUUGUUUCUGUUCAUGUACCUAGUCACUGUGCUAGGAAACCUGCUCAUCAUCCUGGCCAUCCUCUCUGAUUCCAACCUCCACACCCCCAUGUACUUCUUCCUCUCUAACCUGUCCUCUGUUGACAUCUGUUUCAUUUCCACCACUGUCCCGAAGAUGCUGGUAAACAUCCAGGCACAGAGCAAAGACAUCUCCUACCCUGGAUGCCUCACUCAGCUGUACUUUUUUAUGAUUUUUGCUGGAAUGGAUGGUUUCCUCCUGACCGUGAUGGCCUAUGACCGGUUUGUGGCCAUCUGCCACCCCCUGCACUACACAGUCAUCAUGAACCCACGACUCUGUGGCCUGCUGGUUCUGGUGUGUUGGCUCAUCAUUUUCUGGGUCUCCCUGAUUCAUGUCCUACUGGUGAGGCGGCUGACCUUCUGUACAGGUGCGGAAAUUCCACAUUUCUUCUGUGAAGUGGUUCAGAUUCUCCAGGUAGCCUGCUCUGACACUCGUAUCAAUAAUAUCUUCUUGUAUGUGUCGACUGCCAUACUGGGUGUGUUUCCUCUGACUGGGAUCUUCUUUUCCUACUCUCUGAUCGUCUCCUCUUUAAUGAGAAUGUCCUCUGCAGCAGGAAAAUAUAAAGCAUUUUCAACCUGUGGCUCACAUCUCUCUGUGGUCUCCUUGUACUACGGGGCAAGCUUGGGGCUCUAUCUCAGUCCUGCUGGGAUUCAUUCUUCCCAGAGAAUCCCAAUUGCCUCAGUGAUGUAUACUGUGGUCACCCCCAUGCUGAACCCCUUCAUCUACAGCCUCAGGAACAAGGAUGUGAAGGGGGCCCUGAGAAGACUCCAUAGUCGUGGAGCCCUUUGUCCAUGAUGGGCCACUGGCCUCAGAACCAAGUAGACAUUGUGAGCUCCAAAAGGCAAAUAAUUGUGCAUAUAAAUCUCUUGGUUUUCUUCCUCCCCUAAAAGACAUGCCUCACUUCUUCUAUUCUCAAAAUCCCCAUGACUUUGCCUUCAUUUGGCUUUGGUUUUGUAUUAGUUUCUCCUCAAUAAUCUCUUCAGUAAUUCCUUUUUUCGUUUGUCUUCCCUGUUUGCAGCGCAUAACAUUCUAUCUUUGGUUAGCUUUCCUACAGUCAUUCCUGAGAUUUUUAAUACUUGAUGUGAAGCACUAAUAGCAAGUGCCUGCAUGGUUUCCUCCCAAAACUGUCUUCUCAAAUGCUGACAUCCUUCACCUUAAUUUGGUUGUAAGUUUGUUUCUCCCUGGGGGAAACAGAAUGGAAACCAUACAAUAGUCAUAACCAAAGUGCUUGCCAUAUCAAGACUGUGC